AUGAAUGAUGCUAUAGCAGAGCUAGAGAGGAAGAAAUCACUACAGAAGGCGAGGAAAAGCAACGGUCAAGAUUCACAGAGCAGCUCACAGAAGACAUCUGGACACAAGGCUCCAGUGUCAGACACUGCAGCCAGUGAUUCUCAAGAGGCUGCAGGACAGAGGAAGAUUGAUAGCAAAGCUCCAUACCACCCUCCACCUCAGUCUGCUCCAUCAGAACCAUGCCCACCUCAGCUCCCUCCAUCAAGUCAACUAAACUGUGUGGUCAAGGAAGUGAAAAGCUCAUCGAGCCAAACCGAGGAAAGGGCAUCAAAUAAGCAAGGUGAUAAGUAUCCCAAGGAAUUUGAUGCUUUGGGUAAAAAAGAACCUGAUGACAAGCAAAGUAUUUUGUCAUCGGAGAAUGCAUCAAAUUUCAACAAGGAGACACCUGCGAAAGAUGUUGAGGCGAGUGACAGAGAAUGCAUGAACAAGAAUCUUGAUCAAGCUGAUGAAAAGAAUAACUUGACGAAAAAUGGCGACGCCCACAUUUCAAAGAAUGAUAGCAGAGAUGAUGAACGAAGCACCACUGUCCCACUGAAGACACCACUUGUUCAGAAUGAGCCUUUCCUAAAGAAAGCAAAGCGUCAUGUCCAUUUUGCUCGUAAAAAGCUGAAAAGAGCUAAGGGCAAGGAAUCUUCGAGGCCAAAGGAGGGAUACCAUGGUGCCAUCUACACUUCUGGUGAUAGAAUACCAGGCACUGCUGUCAUGUCAAAAACACAACACAUUCAGGACAAGGCCAUCCUCAAGAGGGCAAAGUCUGUUUCAGUUGAUCUCGAGGAAUCGUCAAAACAAGAGGAGGGUGAUGAUGGUCACUACAGCACUCCUGGACAGGGUCCUUCUCUUAGUCAUGGCCUCUCCAAUGUUGAGAUCUGCCCCAUCCCAUCUYUGGAGGCUUCUCCCUCUAAAYAGGAAGCAACUUUCYACCAAGAGGCAAGUGCCCCUGAUACUACUGACCCUGUGACUUCAACCCCUGGCGAYGCAGUUGGUURUCYGACUGRAGUUUAUAYCGCUGUACCUGAAGAAGGCAUUGUAGUGAAAGACGUUGAGUCUUCAAAUCCCAUCCAAAAUAACUGGCAUGAAAGCAAGAUUGUUUCACCUAUCAGUCAGCAUUGCCCAGAACUUUUUGUGUAUAUUCGAGAAGAGACUUCUCUCCUCCAAGACGAAAUAGCUUCUUUAGAGAAAGUCAGCACCAAACUCAAAAACGAAAUGCAGGGUGCAAAUAAGACAAAAGGCUGUGAAGAAGAACUCGAGGGUCUAACUCAAGACUGGAUCUCACUCAACAAAUGCAGGGCUGAACUUAUCAUCAGGAAACGAGAUCUUGAAAUCCUGAGCAGAGAAGAGAACUUGGAAGAAUGUAUUACUGGGAUCAGCCAGGAACUCAUGUUCCUGUUUCAACUUGAAGGCUGGCGUAAAACAGAUCAGCACAAGGCCUGCGAACAAAAACUUACUGAUGCCCUUGUUUUUCUUACAAGAAAAAAUGAAAUUUAUAACUGUCCAACUGGAUUACAGUUGUAA
Molecule: messenger RNA, 1551 nt
Organism: Orbicella faveolata
Lineage: Eukaryota; Metazoa; Cnidaria; Anthozoa; Scleractinia; Merulinidae
Source: RefSeq, a predicted model, not a curated record